GGGAUACCCUAGCAGUAAGAUUCCCAACGUCUCAAGUCUCUCCAUAAUUAUAAAAAACUCCAACACCCUACAUUUGUCCAAUAGAGAGAUAGGAUAAACACUCUACAACUUUCAAAUUCAACAAGAACCAUGGUUAGAGUUUCAUUCUCAUUGGCCUCAUUUGCUGUUCUCUUGACAAUUUCAAGUCUAAUAUCCUCGACACUGGUUCAAGCUGAUGAAGCACGGCCAGGGAUAAGAAAUUGCACCACUGACGAGCAGUGUAUGAUAGGGGCUUUAGGCAUGGCUCACUGCAUUAAAAAUACAUGUGUGCACAAAAACAUUGAGUCCUCAAUCCAUGAAGCAUCACCACCAGAGAUAGAGUGCACGAGGAACGAGCACUGUCUUCGCAUACAACCCAAUUGCAUUCCACAAUGCCAUGCUAACAAGUGCUUGUGCAACAAUAUUGAUGCCUCGAUCCAGAAUCUACAUUGUGAUACACCAAGUGAUUGUCAACCACGCCCUAACUGUAAUGUCUUCGGGUGUCUGGAUGGCUUUUGUGUUUAUAAUUGUAGCAGUGCCAAGGAUGAGGUUGAAGAGGCUCCUAUGGAGUGAGUGGCUGUCUUUUUAUAUCAUUCUCCACCAUUGGCUCUAAUGGUGAUUUUAAUAAGGUGGUUCUUGUACCAUCAAAUUUACCUUACAAAUAAGAGUGAAACCAAUAAUUAGUUACAGCGAAAAA
Macadamia integrifolia is the source of this 715-nucleotide messenger RNA. RefSeq lists its product as uncharacterized. The coding region runs from base 130 to 591 and encodes 153 amino acids. The transcript has 2 exons. Lineage: Eukaryota; Viridiplantae; Streptophyta; Magnoliopsida; Proteales; Proteaceae. The record is from RefSeq and is a predicted model, not a curated record.